AGCUGGAUCAAGACCAACACUCGUGUAGCCACGCUCCGGGUUCACAAAAGCUGAGAUUGUAGCGACUUGUCCUCUCUUUUCUCUUCUUCUUCUUUAUCCAACUUGUGGGUGAGGUCAGCUCGGGUCAGCGAUGCUGCGGCUCCUACUUGUCUCCCUUGUGUUGGGGUGUGCGGGGGGCAGCGUGUGCGGACCGGACGUGUGUGCGCAUGUCCAGUGCGAGCUCGUGACGGAGGAAACUUGUCUUCGCGGGAGGAUCAUCAAAAACACCGGCUUCUGCGGCUGCUGCGACAGGUGCGACCACACGCUAGUGAAUGGCCACAGGUGUGCUGUCGUCAUCACCACCAUAGAGGACGUACCACUCGACUUCCGCUGUCCCGAUGGCUACGAAUGUGACCACGUGACCUUGACCUGUCAGGAGGUCACAGCCGUUGGCAAGCGCCAAGCGCCCUCCCUCAGCUGCUCGGACUUCGCACGGAAACUGGCACAGGACGGCCUGCCGGGUGGAUUCGUACCCCAGUGCCAGGGGGACGGAACUUAUUCUCCUCGACAGUGUAGAGGAUCUGUAUGCUACUGCGUGGAUGAAAGGGGGACUACCAUCAAGGGCUACACAUCGCCCAUAGAGGAGGCCACUAACAUGGGCUGUGAGUGUGCCCGUGAUCAACAUGCGUAUAUGCAGAGCGGACUCAUUGGGAAACUCUUUCCCUGUACUGACAAGGGCAGCUACCCACAGUAACCACAGUCUUAUCCUGACGUCAGACCUCAGGCACGUGGCGGUGUCACGUGAGGGACGUCACGACUGUACUGCCUCGCGGACGCCUCUGCUGACAGGACAAAUCGUGCGUGCACCACGUGUAGUGUCAUCGGCAAGUCAGUGCUGUCUCUGUCUACAUGUGUAGACUCCUGACGUCACUGGUCUCUACAACUACGUCACUACUGCGCUACUCACUACAUCUAUGUCACUAUACUAACCUCUAGGUCACGUGGUGUCCAUGUACAUGUCAAAACGCUUCAUGCUAAUAAUCGGCUGCUGUAAUGUAGACGUGACACCUAUGUACAGGAGUGAACACGUUGAUGUUAAUAAAGUCACGGCUGUAA
Pomacea canaliculata is the source of this 1095-nucleotide messenger RNA. RefSeq lists its product as uncharacterized. Lineage: Eukaryota; Metazoa; Mollusca; Gastropoda; Architaenioglossa; Ampullariidae. The coding region runs from base 131 to 733 and encodes 200 amino acids. The record is from RefSeq and is a predicted model, not a curated record. The transcript has 5 exons.